AACUACAGCAAAUGAGUGAUCAACGUCAUCGAGAGGAGUGGCCACCUGCAGACCACAAGUCAUGCCUUUUUGAGUUAGUGGUGGAGAGGAAGUAGUUGUGCAAGUGAGACAUGAAUUGUGCAAUGGUUUCUUUUAACCUUCAAACACCUGAAUGGUGUAACGCCAUCCCUUUUGCAUGCUGAUUCUGAUUCCUGGCUGCCAUUUCGCUGAGCUGGCCUGUUGCUCUUGCAAGAGAAAGAACGAGAUUUGAGGGCUGCUUCAAAUCCCACUGCUGGAACUUGUUUGCAAAACAAAGAGCUCUGACGGUUACUGGCUGUUGUGCAGAGUAAACCACCACAGCUUGACUUUGGCAACAUUUUAUGUCUGGAUCACAAAAAUACGUUUCAGAUGGCAUGCUAUAUUCAGCAGUAAGAACAACUAUCACAUUGUUGAAAGUGCUUCAGGAUAUUUAACAUUAGUGUGAAAAAUAAUGCGUGUGCAAAGCACAGCCUUUCACCUCAGAACUCUUGUUUUAAAUAUGUUUCUUAUGUGUAAAUGUGAUGUUAAAGUGAAACUAAAAAUGAAGAUCCUGGCUGCCUUUUUUAGUUUCCUUUGGUUUCUUUUCCAGCAAACAAAGACUUAUACUGUGACUUCUUUUUUUCCACUCUGGAAAAAAAAAAAAGAAGUCAGUGGACUGUGUGAGAUUGGAGCACACAAGCAUGGCCUGUCAGUUUCACCUCAGCAGUCAUUCAUCCAUGAUUUUUUUACUGUGCAUUUAUGUCUACAUUGGUGAGACAAAAGCCAAAAACGGACGUCUUUUAACUUUUCCUGCACAGUAAACUAUUCAGCUCGUAGCGUCUAUAAAAGGUUUUUUUUUUUCCCCCGAAGCUGAACUGUUUUCUUCUCUACUAAAAAAAAUCAAGCAAUCUCUAUAUUCCACAGUUGCCUUCUGCAAGUCUUAUAUAACUCCAAGACUAUAUUAUAGUAUUGUAGUGUAGUAUUUUAAAGAGUUCAGUUUGGCAAAUCUUCAAGUCCAAUUUUCAUAGUUUUAAUCAAGUUCAGAAUUUCCCCCUGUGGCUGCCCCCCGGCUCUGGGGAAAGAGGGAAGAUGUAUUUAUUUUACUGUAAAGUACCUCUUCCUUGAACAUCUGCUAUCCUAGAAACAUCCACUAUUGUUUAUUUUUCAUGACUGGUGUGAUGAAUGCCAAACGCACCUCUCACUCUCCACCCUCAUUAUAGCUCCCAAACACACAGCGUCUUUUUGUCUGCUGGUAAUUUGUGGUUCAGCUCACUUCUGUGGGCACAGUAUAUAGAACAGGAUUUUUUGUUUUUUCGUAGUUACUCCUCUUUUCUGUGUAGGCAUGAUACACAGAGUACAGACUCUCCUCCAGAUCGCUGCCAUCACACCGGUCCAAACACAUGGUCGGCACAUGAGGGCGAUCCCUGUGGCUUCGUUCUGCUAACAGCUCAAAGACCAUUUGCUCUCUCAGUAAUUGAGUGCUAAUUUACACUGUGGAGCAUUAUGACCUUUGCAGAUAACAGCCAAGGUUGCCAUCUGAGGUCCAUUGAGGUUAAGAAGUGCAUUGUCAACAUUGUAUGUUUUUUAUAGCCACAAAAAUUGCAAACGUCCCAUUGGCCCACUAAUAAAAUGAAUGACGUUGUGGUGUCAUUGGGCUUGUGAGGGAUGAGCAACUGUGAACAUCAGGAGUUACCACAGUCUGCAUAGUGAUCUGGCAGAGUUUUUACACCAGAUACCCUUGGGUUUCUUGACGAAACCCAAUCCAGGAUUUGGGCACAAGGUGAUAUUAAACCCAGAGCCUUUUGGUGGCAGGUGGUAGACCUACCACUGGACAUUUUAAGCCCCCUAUCAAGACAUUGUGUAAUUGACCAAAAAAAAAAGGAAUUCAAUUUAGUUAAAUGGUAUUCAUUAAUUACAAAAUUAAUUAAUUAAUUAAAUUACUUAAGUAAUUAAGAAUAAAGAGUCUUUAAUUUGCUUACAUUAGCAGUUGGUCAGAGCUGUCGCUGCUUCACCUUGUGUCAGCUCUAUCGGGGGUCGCAGCUGUUCCUGGCGUUGGGUGGGAGUGGAGUGGCCCUGAUUGUACACAGCAAUGAGAACGAGCUCCACAAAUAACCAACAUUAUCACCUCUGACGUGUGUCAGGUUGCAGUUUACAUUCAUUCAUGUCUGCUCAGACUCAUGUGAUUGUUAAUAUAAAAAAUAUAUUCGGUCUUUAUGAUAUUCGGAUGAUGUACUUUAUACUGUGUAUUCAGUAUUAUUUCCAAUAAUAUAGUUGGUAAAGGUUGUUCUACCCUGGACCUAUAGAUUCUGAUGUGGUUUGAUUAAAGACUGGUGCCAAGCAUGUGCCAUUUGAAAACAGACUCCCAUCACGUGAUCAGUCAGAUGAGCUAUCUAUAAAGCAUAAUGGCUCCAGAGAUGGCUGUUGCCAGCUCACAGGCAUAAAUAUAGGUUCCUUCAAAAGAGCAAGUCAUGAUUUGGAGUAAGGGCUGCCCUAUUUAUCUGUUUUUAAAAGUCUCUGAGGUAGCUGAGGAAGUAACUUUGAUUUGGUCUAUGAGGUGGACAUUAGUUUACAAUUGUGUCAUUGAUUCUACCUCAUUAGUCUUCUAUUAGCCAAACUAGGAGGUAAUAAAAAAAACCUACUGACCUUUACCGUCUGUGUGGCUCAGGUCUGAUGUCAUAAUAGGCCCAGUACUUUAGAGUGGGCCACUGGGCAGCCAUCAUCAGGUGGUGGUGACAAGUUUAUUCUGGGACUUGUGGAGGUCUGAAACUUUUACACAGUACUUGACUUACAGCCAAGAGAGUAUUCAGGCCACUGCUGGAAGUGCUUUAGGGGAACACAUCAUUCAUUAUUCUGUCCGUGGAUGACUGCUGCAGUGUCGGCUACACCUCCAGUAAAAUUAGAUUAUGUAAAGGUUGUAGAUUCUAAUGCCAUUGAAUAUGCUGUUAUUAUUGUCAUAAAUGCUGCUAAUGUCACCGAACACGGGACAUAAAAGACAGCUGUAGUUUCAUGUGUUCUUUCCACUGUCUGUGACUGUAGCUUUAAUGUUAGGAGUCACAGAGAUGUGACUUUCACUGUCACAUCUCUGCAUCACAGGUGUCACUUGAGAGUGACACCUGUACGUCACAUGCAGUGUAAUGAAAUCUGAUUCGUUAGUUUGUCAGCAGAUUGAUGACCUGCUUUGUAAAUGCUACUGAACCCCAGGUUGCGUUCUCUGCUUUAUCAGUUAUGCAUGUGUAAACAGAUAGGGAAUUUUUAAUUUGUAUAACCUUGAGUCUGUUAAAAUAAAAAGGGUGUUUUUGCUACAUUUCUGUUUCAUCUGGAAGUUCAAGAUUUUAGCUGUAAAAUGUUGCGUGUGUAGGUGAAAAUCAUGCUUUGAUUAUGCAACUGGCCUUUUAUAUAUUUUUUAAAUAAUAUAAAUAGGAUAAAUAGGAGCACCUUUAUAUAGGGUUAAUUAUACCUCAGACACUGUAUAUCCACACUCAGUGAUUAACUAUUAAAUGAUACAAAAUUGACCUCAUUAUAAAUGGAAUGUCUUUCUCGCACAUGUAACUUAAGAAUCCUUUUGUUCCACCUGUGUUUAAAAAACCCAACCUACACCAGUCAUUAUCUUCCCCUGAACUGCUUAAGAUAAUAAAACAUUAUGAAGUAUGCCUUAGUCAAUGCAUGCUUUAGGUAGAGUUGCCAUGUCCUGGGGCAGUUGUUGCAUACCUCAACUAGACAGGUGCUCCGUGAAAGGUAUUCCUGACAGCAUUUGUGAAGACAUCAAUAAGGAUGAAAAGUGGUGAAAAUGUUUGCUAAAACCAAAAAGAAAAAAAACUGUCCAUUAUUUAACAGUUUUAGUUUUUAAUUUGUUGUCUUUUGUUUAAUCCCCUGAAAAACAUUAGUGAGUCAGUAGUUCUGUUGUUUUAGAAAUAAUGCUGUUGUCCAGCCCUUCAAUAAAACACAUGUACGUCCUGUGGUCGUAGGUAAGUGUCCACUUAGUACUGAAGUACUUCAUUUGCCUGUUGCCAUGGAGUAAAAGAAAACAUUUUUUUUCAGCUGGUGUUUGGAUGUGUCAUCGUGUGUGUGUGUGGUUUGUGCGCAGCAGGGAAAAUACUGUUUCGUUUCACUGCAACUGGAUCUUAAUGUUCCAGCCCGGUGCUGUUUCUCCACUGUUCUCCUGCUUCUCAUUCAUUGUGAGCAAACAUGUGGUCCUCCGCUCAGUUUAGAACUGUGGUCAGUCGUCCGUCCAACCCUGCUGUAACCGGACUGAGCAUGACGGGACACUCUCACUGACACACAGAGACGAACGGGAGACAGAUGUACAGAAGUGAUCGCAGGAUAGAAAUCUGAUAUCAUGUUCCUGAGAGGGCUGAAAAGGUUAGCUAUAAUGCACAGCUCUUUAUAUAGUUGUGGGGGCAGAGAUUCAUGUUUCCUGGCUAAAUGGAGAAAUCAUGGUCCGGUGUUAGCCUCCCUGAAGGAGCAGCACAUGUUUAGGGAGCUUUGCAGCCUGUUGCAUCACUAUAAUAAAGUGCACUCAGAAACACUGAUUAGUCUGCGUAGCUUCCUUUUUUUUCCCGGUGGCCUGGAGAUCCUCCAAACAAACAAACACUGCUAUGAAUAGAGUCAUAUAUUAUAUUAUUUUUGGUGGAUUUCUUUUAGUGUGCCUCAUAUCAAACUAACCCUGUGUGCAUGACAGUGACACAUGUGUUCUUUUCUGUUCAAUUAUUUAUAUGUUGUUCUGUUUAUAUUUAAAUAUGGAUCAUAAAUGAUUCAGGGUAUUUGGUAGGGCUGUUUUUUUCCUCCUAAUGUCACCGGGCUUUCAUAUUCAUAGACGUGUGACACGAUACCUGCAAACUGCACCCCGUGUUUUCUUCAGGAGUUUUCUUCAGUAACAUCUGAUUGAUAGACGGGUUAAACUAGACACCUUGGACAUAAUAAUCUACACAAAUGCUUCACGGGUUCCGUCAAGGCGAGAUAGAUGUAGCUGCCAACUGGUCGUUGAUCUUUCUUACACAGUAACUAAUCUCUGAUGAGGCCUGGCCAUUCAUUGGUCCAAAGUGUGCCUGUGUGUGUGUGUGUGGCUUAUGGAAGGGUGUGUUUAUGCCACUAUUGUUUAGAGUAGUGUGUGUACAAUAAGUAGGAGGUGUGUCCUCUGUGGAUGGGUGUCUGUAAAAGUUACAGAGAAACAGAACAUGUGCUUCGACACCAUUUAGCAGUCUUCAGACUUUUCUCAUUCUUUUUUAGUUAAUUCUUUUUAUUUCAUCGUGUCCUACUUCCUGCUGUAACAUUUACUCUGGUUAGAUUUUUUUUCCAUGCCAGUUGUAUUACUAAGACUCUAGGAGAGAAGGUGGGAGGAGCUGCACUGAGUAGUUUGCCUCACUCACUCUCUCUCACACUCUCUCACACACGCUGCCUCACUUCCAUUCUGUCAUUGCCAUCUCGGCAGACGGGAGACUGUUCAUUCCCAGCCACGCUGAAUGCAGGGGGGACGGUACACUUUGGACCUUGUUUAAGUCCAGUUUCAGAGAGGAACUACAUUUUUUCGUCAAGGAGGAAAACAAAAGGAAGAGAAAGUAAGAAAAAGACAACAAGGAUUAUCUUUCUUUUUUUUUCUCAUUGAAUUAGGAGACACGUGACAGCUGUUUUUUCUGAGGAUUUUUUCUUACACACGUUGUGUAACAUUUAAUUUUUAUCUUUCCUGUUGUUCAUAUAGUAUUUCAUUGACUGUUUUUACUCAUAAAAAAGUAAAAUGGUUGCCGGAAUGCUGAUGCCCUUGCGGGAUCUGAGGGCUAUCUAUGAGGUCCUGUUUCGUGAUGGAGUCAUGGUGGCCAAGAAAGACAAGAGGCCUCAAAUCAAGCACUCUGAGGUACAAGUUGUAACCAACUUACAGGUAAUCCGGGCUAUGGGAUCUCUUAAGUCUAGGGGCUUAGUAAAGGAGACAUUUGCCUGGAGACAUUACUACUGGUACCUGACCAAUGAGGGCAUUGUUUACCUACGUGACUACCUCAACCUGCCACCUGAGAUUGUUCCUGCAUCCCUGCAAAGGGUGAGGAAGCCAGCCGCUACUCUAGCCAUUGCCCAAAGGGCUUCACGGGUACAAACUGUGGAAGGUCCUACAUCUUACGUUCCCAAACCGAGACAAAGAUGUGAAGGAGAGAGCCAAGAGGCACAUGCUGAGCGUCAGGGUUACCGCCAUAAGAUGAUGGGUCCUGGAGAACGAGGAAGCUCUGACAGGACCCCCAGGUUCAGAGGCCGGCCAUUAGAUGCAGAUUCCUUCAAACCAAAGGCAUCAUGGGAAGGAGUGGACCAACGUCGGCCUCUGUUUGAGAGAGGGAACAGCCUUAAAAGUGAAGCUACAAUGAUGGAGGAGAGCAGGAUGAAGAAAGGCUCUAGUCUACAGUCUGAUGUAAGCAGUGAGAGGCAGCUAACAACCUCUCAGGAGAGAAGAGUAAUUGAGAACCAAAAGAAGGCAUCAAGUUCCGACCUAGUUCAGAAACCAGGUUUGAAACAUGAUGUUUCACAGACUACUGUGACAUCAUUGUCAUCAAAAGCCUCACCUCCAGGAAGUGUACCUGCAACCAUCAAUGCUGUAAAUGCUGCGACCACAAAGGUUCCAUUUGAUCAACUCAUUUCCAAAAGAUCCAAGGAGAAGUUAAAUGCCUCUGAUGACAAACCUAUUAAGUCCGAGGAAAUGAGCAAAACAAUGUUAUCCACUACAAUAAUUCAUGAUACAGUGAUCGGUCGAGACAAAGCCAAAGAAUCAAGUCUGAAAUCAAUUAAAUCCGCAGAGGUUAUGACAACAGAUUCUUUGAUGCCUGAAGCCACCGUGACAUUUUCUGCUGCUCAGGAAUCAACCGGUUUUUCUAACAACACUAUCACUGCUGCUCCUAUUAUCACAGAACCUGUUAGUGAAGAAGUUAUUAUAGAAAAAACCUCCACUGUCCUGAAAACUGCAGACAAUACUGUUAAUGAUAAAGUGAAGCCCAUGACCGCUGAAACCAAAGAAUCUGCACCUAAAAUCACCAAAUUUAUCACCGAAACUGUCACUACCAAGUCUGAGUUUAUCUGUGACAAACCUGCAAAAAAAGAUGUCAAGAAAGAAGGAGGCCAAAAAGCAGACAAAAAAGAAGGAGCCAUUAAACCUGAGGAACUGAAGACCACAGUUGAAAUGAAAAAAGAUGAUAAAAAGGUAAAGAAAUCUGCCCAAGUAAUCGUGACUCAGGAGACCACCAAACCAGACAUUAGCAUGUCAGUUAUCACAGAACCUGUUAGAGAAGCUAUUAUUGAAAAAACUUCAAAAAAGCAGCAGCACGUGGUUACAUCCACUGUGCUCAAAUCUACAGUCAAAACUAUUAGUGAAAAAACUCAACCCAUGACCACUGAUACCAAAGAAUCUGCACCUAAAAGUGCCAAAAUUGUUACUGAAACUGUCGCCACCAAAUCUGAGUUUUUCUGUGACAAACCUGCAAAAAAGGAUGUCAACAAAGAAGUAGCCAUUAAACCUGAAGAACUUAAGACCAAAGUUGAAAUAAAAAAAGAUGAUAAAAAGGUACAGAAAUCUGUCCAAGUAAUCGUGACUGAGGAGAUCACCAAACCUGUUAGUGACAGUGACAUUAGUAUGUCAGUUGUCAUAGAACCAGUUAGUGAAGAAGUUAUUAUAGAAAAAACUUCAAAGAAGCAGCAGCAUAUUGUUACUUCUGCUAUUUUGAAAUCUACGGUUGAAACUAUUAGUGAUCAAAAUCUGUCCACAACCACUGAUACCAAAGAAUGUGGACCUAAAAUCACUAAAGUUGUUACUGAAACUGUCACCACAGAGUUUAUCUGUGACAAACCUGCAAAAAAGGAUGUCAAGAAAGAAGGAGGCCAAAAAGCAGACAAAAAAGGAGCCAUUAAACCUGAAGAACUCAAAGUUGAAAUGAAAAAAGAUGAUAAAAAGGUAAAAAAGUCUGCUCAAGUAAUCGUGACUCAGGAGACCAACAAACCAGAUAUUAGCAUGUCAGUUAUCACAGAACCUGUUAGUGAAGAAGUUAUUAUAGAAAAAAAUUCAAAAAAGCAGGAGCAUGUUGUUACAUCUGCUGUGUUGAAAAAAACAGACAAUACUAUUAGUGACAAAGUUCAGCCCACGACUGCUAAUUCCAAAGACUCUGACCUUAAAAUCACCACAGUUGUAACUGAAACUGUCACUAAAUCUGACAUUAUCUUUGACAAACCUGUGAAAAAGGAUGUCAAGAAAGAAGGAGGCCAGAAUGUGGACAAAAAGGAAGAAGCUCUUAAACCUGAAGAACCGAAGACCAAAGUUGAAAUAAAAAAAGAUGAUAUAAAGGUUAAAAAGUCUGCUCAAGUAAUCGUGACUCAGGAGACCACUAAACUUGACAUUAGCAUGUCAGCAUUGUCCACAGAUACAGCAGCUAAAAGCUCUGGGGCUAAAGUGGUUCAGGAAGCCAGCAGUGCAACACAGCCACACAUGAAUGGCUCAACAGAAACCAAAAAGGAGGCAGAGUCACUGAAAACAACUACGUCCAAGCCUUUGGUACUUGAAGUAACAACUAACGUCAGUACAAAUAUCUCAGCUCCUUCUGCCAAUCUUAAAGAUGUAGUUGAGAAGACUGUUGAAGAAGUUAUUACAAAACAGGAUAAAACUGAGGUGAAGUUCAAACCUCGUGGCACAAAAGAAACAAUGUCUAAGGAGGUUGUCACUGACGUCUUACUGCAGGAUUCUAAAUCUGCACAGGCAGAGUCCUUAUCUCAGUCUGGUACAAGUUUUGAGGAAACUGAGGCGAUUAAUGAAGCCAAACAAGUUGUAGAAGGAAGCUCCAAAUCAAAAAGGAAAAAAAAGAAAUCCUUAGCCGAGAAUUCUAAAGGUGUUAAUGCUGAGGAAGAAAUAAAUGCAAAAGUUGAAAAGAAAAUGACCUCAGAGGACAAGCCACUGAAUGAAGUGACCAAAAUUUCAGUCCAGCCAGUACCAAUGGUUACCUCAGAGCCUGUACCUGAGUCUGAGAAAAACACAUUUGUGGAGGACAUCAAAGAAGUGAGGAAACAAAAAGACAUUCCUCAUCAAGGUGAAAAGAAGCCCAGAGCAGUCCUCCAACAAACUAAGGAAACAUCCCAAAGCGUUGACCAAAAGCCUGCAGAGCCCCCUGUGGUGAUUCAAGGCGAGUCACAUGUCAAGGAGAAGGUUGCACAGAGCAGUGUAACUACUCUGUGUAAGACCUCACAGGGACCAGUGUGCACUGAUGACGCAUCAAAUGCUAAUUCCUUGCACAUGGAGGCAAUGAAAACUGAGAAUACAGAUAUUCACAGGGUUGAAAUGGUGACUGUGCAAAAAAUAACUCAAGUUGAAAUUUUAAAAGAAAGUUUCAGUCCUGAAAAGAAAGUCUCUACUUUACAAUCAGAGACCCAAAAAGCUGUAGUUGAGACUAAAGACGGUGUGAGCACAGAGAAAGCUGCAGAGGAAAAGUCAAAGAGUAAAAAGAAAGGCAAAGGAAAAAAGCAGACUAAAACUCCAGACACAGAGAUCGUAGACACAAAGUCUGUCCUUUCACCUAAGGCAGAUGAACCAGCACCAACUGUCAGUACAACUUUGCUUCAGGUCACUGUUAAAGACAGUGGUUCUGUGACAGAAUUGGAUGUUUCUCCAAAGAUGUCUCCUGACAGAAUAUGCAGUGAGGAAGUCGUGCAGGAGGCAGCUGCUCCUUCUGAGGCCCCAGCAGACAAAAGGGAGGAGGAGCCAACACAGCUCUCUGUUGAAAAAAUCAAGCGGGAGGUUCCAAAACCAAAAACAUCCUCCACUGUGAGGGAAGCACCCGCAGCCGGAGAAUCAGCGUCAGAAGAAACAGCAGAGGCAGCUGGAGCUCAGACACAGGCCAGCCCCCUCGUCGAGCAAGAGGAGCCUCCCAUAGUUGCACAACAUUUGGCCACUCAGGCUGCAGAGUGCAGCACAGAGAAAAGGCUCUCUGUUUCCGAGGCCUCAACACAGGAGGAAUCGAGGAAGAGAAACUUGGAAGAGGACACACCCUCUGCCCCUGCCACACCCGCAGCUGCUGUGCCUGACCAACCUCAUUUGAGUGACAGCUGUGACUCUGUCUGCCCUGACAUUGACGAGGCCACCAUGAGGAAGAAAAUUGUAGUGGUUGAAGAGAUCAUUGAGGUGAAGCAGCUUGUCAGUCCUCAAGCUGCUGGGGCAGAGCCACCUCUUCCACCUGUGCAACCUGAAGAGGAAGAGGAGGAACUGGAUCUGGACGUUUUGGAAGAAAUCGCCAAAGAACGGGCAAUUCUGCAAGAGGCUGCCAAGGUGAAGGGAGCCUCACCUGACGUGGGAUGGGACCACUCUCUGGAGGAGCCAGAGGAGAAGACAUGGCCAAACUUCCUUGAAGAUGAACGAGAUAGAGUCCAGAAAAAGACCUUCACAAAAUGGGUGAACAAGCACUUGAUAAAGCACUGCAGGGUACAGGCCCAGCGUCAUGUCACAGACCUGUAUGAAGACCUUCGAGAUGGACAUAACCUGAUCUCUCUGUUGGAGGUCCUGUCUGGGGAGACACUGCCAAGAGAAAAAGGACGCAUGCGAUUCCAUAAACUGCAAAAUGUACAAAUUGCACUGGACUUCCUCAGACACCGGCAGGUCAAGCUGGUGAACAUCAGAAAUGAUGACAUCGCAGACGGGAACCCCAAGCUAACCCUGGGGUUGAUAUGGACCAUCAUCCUCCACUUCCAGGUCUCCUCCUCUAUCUCAGACAUCCAGGUGAACGGUCAGUCAGAGGACAUGACCGCCAAGGAGAAGCUGCUCUUCUGGUCUCAGAGGAUGACCGAUGGCUACCAAGGCCUCCGCUGUGACAACUUCUCCACCAGCUGGAGGGACGGCAAACUCUUCAACGCCGUCAUCCACAAGCACUACCCCAGACUUAUCGACAUGGGCAAAGUGUACAGACAGACCAAUGUGGAGAACCUGGAACAGGCCUUCAGUGUGGCUGAAAGAGACCUGGGGGUGACACGCCUGCUGGAUCCUGAGGAUGUGGACGUCCCUCACCCCGAUGAGAAGUCCAUCAUUACCUAUGUUUCAUCCUUGUAUGAUGUCAUGCCUCGGAUGGACACUCACGAUGGUGUUAGAACAAACGAGCUGGAGCUGCGCUGGCAGGAGUAUUACGAGCUGGUGACCAUCCUGCUCCAGUGGAUCCGCCACCAUGUCAUGAUCUUCGAGGAGAGGAAGUUCCCAGCCAGCUACGAGGAGAUAGAGCUUUUGUGGCGCCAAUUCUUGAAGUUCAAAGAGACCGAGCUGCCAGUGAAGGAGUCUGAAAAGAACCACUCCAAACACGUCUACCAGUCCUUUGAGAGUGCUGUGCAUGCUGGUCAGGUGAAGGUCCCACCAGGGUACCAUCCCAUCGAUGUGGAGAAAGAAUGGGGUCGACUCCAUGUUGCCAUCCUGGAGAGAGAGCGACUGCUGAGAACAGAGUUUGAGAGACUCGAGAGGCUCCAGAGGAUUGUCAGUAAAGUCCAGAUGGAGUCUGGUUUGUGUAAUGACCAGCUCAGCCACCUGGAAACUCUGCUGCAGACUGACAUCCGUCUGCUGAGUUCAGGGAAACCAGCUCAACACACUGCAGAAGUGGAGAGGGAGCUGGACAAGGCCGACAAAAUGAUCCGCCUCCUCUUCAACGAUGUGCAGAUACUCAAGGAUGGGCGCCACCCUCAGGCUGAAGACAUGUACCGCAAGGUGUUCCGCAUUCACGAGCGCCUGGUGAACUUGCGCAGUGACUACAAUCUACGUCUCAAGUCUGCAGUGGUUCCAUCCCAGGCCAAUCUGAGCAGCAUUCAGCAGUCCACCACCAGGGUGCGACCUGAGAUGGAUGACGUCACUCUGCGCUAUGUUCAAGACCUGCUGGCCUGGGUUGAGGAGAACCAGCUGCGGAUCGAUGAAGCCCAGUGGGGAUCUGAUCUUCCCUCUGUGGAGUCUCAGUUAGGCAGCCACCGAGGCUUGCACCAGACUGUGGAGGACUUCAGGUCCAAGAUUGAAAGAGCCAAGGCAGAUGAGACACAGAUUUCUCCUGUCAGCAGAGGAAACUACAAAGAAUACCUGGGUAAACUGGACCUUCAGUAUGGCAAACUACUGAACUCCUCAAAGUUCCGUCUGAGGAACCUGGAGUCAAUCCAUGCUUUUGUCAGCGCUGCCACCAAGGAACUGAUGUGGUUGAACGACAAAGAAGAGGAGGAAGUCAAUUUUGACUGGAGCGACAGGAACUCCAACAUGACAGCCAAAAAAGACAACUACUCUGGUCUUAUGAGAGAGCUGGAGUUGAGGGAGAAGAAGAUUAAUGACAUCCAGACCCUGGGAGACAGACUUGUCAGGGACGGACAUCCAGGCAAGAAGACUGUUGAGGCAUUUACAGCUGCCUUACAGACUCAGUGGAGCUGGAUCCUUCAGCUUUGCUGCUGCAUUGAAGCCCAUCUCAAAGAAAACACAGCCUACUAUCAGUUCUUUGCAGAUGUCAAAGAUGCUCAGGACAAGAUGAAAAAAAUGCAGGAGAACAUGAAAAAGAAAUACAGCUGUGACCGCUCCACAACUGCCACGCGGCUGGAGGACCUGCUGCAGGACGCUGCGGAGGAGAGAGAGCAGCUCAAUGAAUUCAAGACCAUGGUCACAGGCCUGAACAAACGAGCCAAGUCCAUCGUCCAGCUGAAGCCACGUAACCCCACCACCUCCAUCAAGGGCAAACUGCCCGUUCAGGCCGUCUGUGAUUUCAAGCAACAGGAGAUCACUGUCCAUAAAGCAGAUGAGUGCGCUCUCCUCAACAACUCCCAGCCAUUCAAAUGGAAGGUCCUGAACCACUCGGGUCACGAGGCAGUGGUGCCCUCUGUCUGCUUCAUUGUUCCUCCAGUCAACAAGGAGGCUAUGGACAGUGUGUCCAGUCUGGACGCAGCUCAUCAGCAGAUGGUUUCCAUGUGGCAGUUGCUCCACAUCGACAUGAAGAGUCUGUUGUCGUGGCAGUACCUGAUGAGAGACUUUACACAGAUUCAUUCUUGGAACAUCACCAUGUUAAAGACCAUGAAACCAGAAGAAUACCGGCUGCUGAUGAGGAACCUGGAGCUCCACUAUCAGGACUUCAUGCGUGACAGUCAGGACUCCCAGCUGUUCGGUGCCGAUGACCGCAUGCAGGUGGAGGGUGACUACAACAAGUCUACGCAGCAUUUCAACAACCUGCUUCGCUCCAUGGAGAAAGGCCAAAUGGUUGUUAACCUCAAGGGUCAACAGGACGAGACACUGUGUAAGAACUACAUCUCUGAGAUCAAGGACCUGCGUCUGCAAAUCGAGAACUGUGAGGCCCGGACUGUGGAACGCAUACGCAGACCCAUAGAGAAGGAGCCUCUGAAAGAAUGUGUUCAGAAAACAACAGAACAGAAAAAAGUCCAGGUGGAGCUGGAGGGCCUGAAGAAAGACCUGGACAAGGUCACUGUGAGGACAGAGGGAGUCUUGUCCUCAGCCCAGCAGCCGGCCUCUGCUCCUGUGCUGCGUUCAGAGCUCGACCUGACCGUGCAGAAGAUGGACCACGCCCACAUGCUCUCCUCCAUUUACCUGGAGAAGCUGAAAACAGUGGAAAUGGUCAUCCGCAACACCCAGGGUGCUGAGGGUGUUCUCAAGCAGUACGAAGACUGUCUGCGUGAGGUUCACACUGUCCCCAGUGACGUCAAGGAGGUGGAGAAUUAUAGGGCAAAGCUGAAGAAAAUGCGGGUGGAGGCUGAGAAUGAACAGCCAGUGUUCGAUUCCAUGGAGGAAGAGCUGAGGAAAGCCUCCGCUGUGAGCAACAAGAUGUCCCGCGUGCACAGCGAGCGUGACGUGGAGCUGGACCACUAUCGCCAGCUCCUGUCCGGACUCCAAGACCGCUGGAAGGCUGUCUUCACCCAGAUCGACCUCCGUCAGAGAGAGCUGGAUCAGCUCGGCCGUCAGCUGGGCUACUACCGCGAGAGCUACGAUUGGCUGAUCCAGUGGAUCUCUGAGGCCAAGAAGAGGCAAGAGAAGAUCCAAGCUGUACCCAUCACCGACAGCAAAACUCUGAAAGAGCAGCUUGCUCAGGAAAAGAAACUGUUGGAAGAAAUUGAGAAGAACAAGGACAGAGUGGAUGAAUGCCAAAAAUAUGCCAAAGCAUACAUUGAUACUAUUAAGGACUAUGAACUCCAGCUUGUUGCCUACAAAGCUCAGGUUGAGCCUCUGGCUGCUCCCAUGAAGAAAACCAAACUGGACUCAGCCUCCGACAACAUUAUUCAGGAGUAUGUAACCCUGAGGACUAAGUACAGCGAGCUAAUGACGCUGACGAGUCAGUACAUUAAGUUCAUCACUGACACGCAGCGCCGCCUGGAGGACGAGGAGAAAGCUGCAGAGAAACUCAAAGCGGAAGAGCAGAAAAAAAUGGCCGAGAUGCAGGCUGAGUUAGACAAACAAAAGCAGUUAGCUGAAGCUCACGCAAAGGCUAUUGCCAAAGCAGAAAAAGAGGCUCGCGAGCUGAAAAUCAAAAUGCAAGAAGAAGUGAGCAGACGAGAAGUUGCUGCUGUAGAUGCGGAAAAACAAAAACACAACAUCCAGUUGGAACUGCAUGAGCUGAAAAACAUCUCAGAACAACAGAUCAAGGACAAAAGUCUGCAGGUGGAUGAGGCUCUUCAGAGCCGGGCCAAGAUUGAGGAGGAAAUCCACAUCAUUAGGAUCCAGCUUGAAUCAACAGAAAGGCAAAAGUACAAUGCAGAAUCUGAGCUUAAGCAACUCCGUGAUAGAGCAGCUGAGGCUGAGAGACUUAGAAAGGCCGCCCAGGAAGAAGCCGAGAAGCUCCGCAGACAAGUCAGCGAAGAAACCCAGAAAAAACGCAUGGCAGAGGAGGAACUCAAACGCAAGGCUGAGGCAGAAAAGGAAGCUGCACGCCAAAAGCAAAAGGCCUUGGAAGAUCUUGAAGAUCUGAGGAGGCAGGCAGAGGAGGCAGCUAGGCGGGUAAAGCAAGCUGAAAUUGAGAAAGAAAGACAAAUUGUUGUCGCUCAAGAGCUAGCACAGAAGAGUGCUGCCGCUGAGCUCCAGAGCAGCCAAAUCUCCUUUGUGGAAAAAACAUCCCAGUUAGAGGAAUCCCUCAAACAAGAACAUGGGGCAGUCCUUCAACUGCAGCAACAAGCCACACACCUGAAGAAACAACAGGAAGAUGCAGAAAGAGCCAGGGAUGAUGCUGAAAAGGAACUUGAAAAAUGGAGGCAGAAAGCCAAUGAAGCUCUUCGUCUCAGACUUCAGGCUGAAGAAGAAGCUCACCAUAAAAGCCUCGCUCAGGAUGAAGCCGAGAAACAAAAGGAAGAAGCUGAGCGCGAAGCAAAGAAGAGGACCAAAGCUGAGGAGUCAGCCCUGAAGCAAAAAGAUAUGGCUGAGAAAGAGCUGGAGAGGCAAAGAAAACUGGCCGAGAGCACAGCCCAGCAGAAAUUCAACGCUGAACAGGAAUUGAUUCGGCUGAGGGCCGACUUUGACAACGCAGAACAGCAGAGGACCCUGCUUGAAGAUGAACUUUAUCGCCUGAAGAAUGAAGUCAUCGCAGCUGAACAGCAAAGGAAACUUCUUGAGGAUGAACUGGCCAAAGUAAGGAGCGAAAUGGACAUUCUUAUCCAAAUGAAAUCCAAGGCAGAAAAAGAGACAAUGUCCAAUACAGAGAAGAGCAAGCAACUCCUUGAGGUAGAGGCUGCAAAGAUGAAGGACCUGGCUGAUGAGGCCAGCAAGCUCAGAGCAAUUGCAGAGGAGGCCAAGCACCAGCGACAAGUGGCUGAAGAAGAGGCGGCUCGUCAGCGGGCAGAGGCAGAGAGGAUUCUCAAAGAGAAGCUGGCUGCAAUUAGUGACGCCACACGUUUAAAAACGGAGGCUGAAAUCGCCUUGAAGGAAAAGGAGGCAGAGAAUGAGAGACUUCGCCGACAAGCUGAAGAUGAGGCCUACCAGAGGAAAUCACUUGAGGACCAGGCAAAUCAGCACAAGCAAGAAAUAGAGGAGAAGAUAAUUCUACUCAAGAAAUCGUCUGAGGCUGAAAUGGAAAGACAGAAGGCAAUUGUCGAUGACACACUAAAACAAAGGAGAAUUGUGGAAGAAGAAAUACGAAUUCUAAAGCUCAACUUUGAGAAGGCUUCAUCUGGAAAACUUGACCUGGAACUAGAAUUGAACAAACUGAAAAACAUUGCAGAGGAAACUCAGCAAAGCAAGCUUAGAGCAGAGGAGGAGGCCGAGAAACAUCGAAAACUUGCCCUCGAGGAGGAGAAGAAGAGGAGGGAAGCUGAGGAGAAGGUGAAGAAGAUUGCAGCCGCUGAGGAAGAGGCAGCCAGACAGCGCAAGGCUGCCCAGGAUGAGCUCGAUCGACUAAAGAAAAAAGCAGAAGAAGCCCGGAUGCAAAAGGAAGAGGCCGACAAAGAAGCUGAAAAUCAUAUUGUUGCAGCCCAGCAGGCGUCCCUGAAGUGCAGUGUAGCUGAGCAGCAGGUCCAAAAUGUUCUUGCUCAACAGAAAGAAGACAGUCUUGUGCUGCAUAAGCUUAAGGAGGAGUAUGAGAAGGCCAAAAAGCUCGCCAAAGAAGCAGAGUCCGCAAAGGAGAAAGCAGAGACAGAAGCAGCUCUCCUUCGUCAACAAGCAGAGGAUGCAGAAAAACAAAAAUUAGCUGCAGAGGAGGAAGCCUCAAACCAGGCCAAAGCUCAGGAAGAUGCUGAAAGACUGAGGAAAGAGGCCGAAUUUGAAGCUGCCAAAAGAGCACAGGCUGAAGCAUCAGCACUCAAGCAGAAACAGCAGGCCGAUACAGAAAUGACAAAGCACAAGAAACUAGCAGAGCAGACCUUAAAACAAAAGUUCCAGGUAGAGCAAGAACUGACCAAGGUUAAACUUCAGCUUGAUGACACUGACAAGCAGAAAUCUGUCCUUGAUAAUGAACUGCUGCGCUUGAAAGAUGAGGUUGAUGAUGCUGUUAAACAAAGAGCCCAAGUGGAGGAAGAACUUUUCAAAGUCAAGGUUCAAAUGGAAGAACUGCUCAAACUCAAGAACAGAAUCGAGGAGGAAAAUCAGCGUCUGAUCAAGAAAGACAAAGACAACACACAGAAGUUCCUGGAAGAAGAGGCUGAAAACAUGAAGAAGCUUGCUGAAGAUGCUGCCAGGCUUAGCGUAGAAGCCCAAGAAGCUGCGCGGUUGAGACAGAUUGCAGAGGACGAUCUCAAUCAGCAAAGAGCUCUUGCAGAGAAAAUGCUUAAGGAAAAAAUGCAGGCCAUUCAGGAGGCAUCAAGGCUCAAAGCUGAAGCAGAAAUGCUCCAGAAGCAGAAAGAACUGGCACAGGAGCAGGCCCAAAAACUGCUGGAGGAUAAACAGCUCAUGCAGCAGCGUCUGGAAGAGGAAACAGAGGAGUACCAGAAAUCGCUCGAAGCAGAAAGGAUGAGGCAGUUGGAGAUCAUAGCCGAAUCAGAAAGACUCAAACUUCAGGUUACUCAGCUCAGUGAAGCCCAGGCCAAGGCAGAAGAGGAGGCUAAAAAAUUCAAGAAACAAGCCGACACAAUCGCUGCCCGACUCCACGAGACAGAAGUAUCCACCAAAGAAAAACUGACAGUGGUGGAAAAACUGGAAGUGGACAGACUUACUUGCAGCAAAGAGGCAGACGAUAUGCGCGAAGCAAUUGCAGAACUAGAGAAAGAGAAGGCUAGACUGAAAAAGGAGGCCGAAGAACUUCAAAAUAAGUCUAAAGAGAUUGCUGAUGCACAGCAAAAACAAAUAGAGCAUGAGAAAACCAUGAUGCAACAGACUUUCCUGACAGAAAAGGAAAUGCUGUUGAAAAAGGAAAAACUCAUUGAAGAUGAGAAAAGGAAGCUGGAGAGCCAGUUUGAAGAAGAAGUUAAAAAGGCCAGGGCUCUCAAGGAAGAACAGGAGCGCCAGAGACAAUUGAUGGAGGAAGAGAAGAAGAAACUUCAGGCCACAAUGGACGCAGCUCUAAAUAAGCAAAAAGCAGCUGAAACAGAGAUGUAUAACAAGCAAAAAGAAAUGCAAGAGCUAGAAAAUAAGAGAUUAGAGCAGGAAAGAAUCCUUGCUGAAGAGAACCAGAAACUGCGUGAGAAGCUGCAACAGCUUGAGGAAGCAGCGAAAGACCAACACACCAAAGAAAUUGUGACAAUAGUUGAGACAACAAAAACUAUUUACAAUGGACAGAGUGCAGGUGAUGUGACAGAUAGUGUUGAAAAGAAACCAGAUCCAUUGUCCUUUGAUGGCAUUCGUGAUAAGGUACCUGCAAGCAGACUGUAUGACAUCGGCUUUUUACCAAAGAAGGACUUUGAUAACCUUAAAAAUGGAAAAGCCACUGUGGAAGACCUAGGUAAAAGAGACAAUCUGAAGAGAGUUCUCAAAGGAAAUCCAUGCAUUGCUGGUGUAUUGACACCAUCUGCUCAGAAGCUGUCCAUCUAUCAAGCAUCUAAGGAGAAGAAGAUUACUCCAGGCACAGCCCAGAUCCUUCUUGAGGCACAGGCUGCCACAGGUUACAUGUUAGAUCCUAUUAAAAGUCAGAAGCUCACUGUUAAUGAGGCUGUCAAGGAGAACUUAAUUGGGCCUGAGCUACAUAACAAAAUGCUUUUAGCUGAGAGGGCUGUUGUUGGUUACAAAGAUCCAUACACUGGUGGGAAGAUCUCUGUCUUUGAAGCAAUGAAGAAAGGUCUCAUAGAGCAUGACCAUGCCAUCAGAGUCCUUGAAGCCCAACUUGCCACUGGUGGCAUCAUUGAUCCCAUCAAUAGUCACCGUGUACCAAAUGAUAUAGCAUAUACACAAGGACUAUAUGAUGAAGAAAUGAAUAAAAUCCUGGAAAAGCCAUCAGAUGACACAAAGGGUUACUUUGAUCCCAGCACCCAGGAACCUCUGACAUACUCUGAGCUAAUGGCAAGAUGCACCCCUGACCCUGACACAGGUUUCCUGCUCCUUCCAAUUACAGACAAAGCUGCUCAAUGCUCAAGUAUGUACACAGAAGAAGAAACCAAGGAUGUGUUCAACAAAACAACAGUCUCUGUUCCAUUUGGAAGAUUCAAGGGAAAGACUGUCACAAUUUGGGAAAUAAUCAAUUCAGAGUACUUCACUGACGACCAAAAGAAGGACCUUCUUCGGCAAUACAAGACGGGAAAAAUUACAAUUGAAAAAAUCAUCAGAAUUGUGAUAACUGUGGCAGAGGAUAAGGAGAAGAAAAAUGAAAUUUUGUUUGACGGCCUAAGGGCACCUGUUGCUGCCGCUGAGCUUGUGGAGUCCAAAACCAUCAACAAAGACCUGUACAACCAAUUACAAAAGGGCAAAGCAACAGUUAAAGAUGUUUCUGAAAUGGAGCAUGUCCACAAAGCACUGAAGGGAACUAACCCCAUUGCUGGUGUAAUUAUUGAUUCAUCAAAGAAGACAAUGUCAUUCUAUGAAGCAAUGAAGAAGGACAUGAUGAGGCCAGGACCUGCCUUGAUCAUGCUUGAAGCUCAGGCAGGAACUGGCUAUAUCUUUGACCCUGUUCUCAAUCAGAAGUACACAGUUGAUGAAGCUGUCAAAGCUGGUGUUGUUGGUCCUGAACUUCAUGAAAAGCUUCUGUCAGCAGAAAGAGCUGUUACUGGUUUCAAAGACCCUUACACUGGAAAAACAAUAUCUCUUUUUGAAGCUAUGAAAAAGGGCCUCAUUCUUGAAGAACAAGGAAUCCGACUUCUUGAUGCCCAGAUGUCCACGGGUGGCAUCAUUGAUCCAGUAAAAAGCUACCAUGUUUCUCAUGAUGUUGCCUGCAAGAGAAAUUUCUUUGAUGAUGAAAUGAAGCAGUCUCUGGACAAUCCCACAAAUAAAACUAAAUGCUUCUUGGAUCCCAACAAAAAAGAAAAUGUCACCUACGCACAGCUCUUCAAAAGAUGUGUCACUGACAAGAAAACGGGUCUCCAGCUUCUUCCACUUUCUGAUGAAGCAAUUAAUGCAAAGGAUGAGCCAGCAUUCACAGAGGCACAGGCACAAGAGGCCAUGACUCAGGCCACACUUGAGAUUGACUCUGGGCCAUUUAAGGGCAGAAAGGUGACUAUCUGGGAAAUCCUCAACUCUGAGUAUCUCACUGAACAACAAAGGCUCGACCUCCUCAAACAGUUUAGAUCUGGAAGGAUUACAAUUGAAAAACUAAUUAAAAUUAUGAUCACAAUUGUGGAAGAAAUAGAGAUCAAGAAACAAGAGAAGUCAAGCUUUAAGGGUCUGAGAGCCCCUGUUUCAGCCAGCUCUCUUCUGGAUUCCAAGAUCAUUGACAGACCAACUUUUGAACUCCUUCAGCAAGGCAAAAUAACACCUAACAAAGUCAGUGAGAACCCCAGUGUCCAUAAAUAUUUGCAGGGUUCUGAGAGUAUUGCUGGUAUCCAUUUAGAGCCAACAAAAGAGAAAAUGAGCAUUUACCAGGCAAUGAAGAAAAAGCUUCUCAGACAUAAUACAGGCCUCGCACUUCUUGAGGCCCAGGCUGCAACAGGAUUCAUGGUCGAUCCAGUCAGAAACCAAUUCCUGUCGGUGGAUGAGGCAGUGAAAUCAGGUCUUAUUGGCCCAGAGGUCCAUGAGAAACUCCUCUCUGCAGAGAAAGCUGUCACUGGCUACAAGGAUCCAUUUACUGGCAACAAAAUCUCUCUCUAUGAAGCAAUGCAGAAAGAUCUUAUCUUGAAGGAGCAUGCCUUGCCAAUGUUAGAGGCACAGAUGGUAAGUGGAGGCAUCAUUGACCCUGUGAAUAGCCAUCGUGUGCCAGCAGAUGCUGCAUAUGAGAAGAAAAUUUUCAGCAGAGACAUUUCCAAGACCUUAUCUGAACCAUCUGAUGAGAACAAGGCUUACUCAGACCCAGAGAGCAAUGAAAAUGUAACAUACAGCCAGCUCAAAGACAGAUGCCAAAGAGACCCGGAGACAGGUCUGUACAUUUUAUCACUCUCCAAACCUCAGUCUCCAACUGUUGUGGAGAAGACAUAUCUCUACACAGAGGAACAAACACAAAGUGACUUGGUCAACACUCAAAUUGAUAUCCCAAUUGAAGGCCUUGCUGAUAAACCAUUGAAUCUCUGGGAUGUCAUGAACUCAACACUGCUCCCUGAUGCUGAAAGGCAAAAGCUAAUGGAUGAGUAUCGCUCAGGUAAAAUCACCAAAGAGAGGAUGAUCAUCAUUAUCAUUGAGAUCAUGGAGCAGAGAGAGAUAAUUAGAAAUGAGAGUCCAAUGUCCUAUAUGACCUUGAGAAGAAGAAUAACCAUUGAGGAGCUGUACAAUGCCCGCAUCAUUGACCUGGAGACGUACAACCUCCUCAAACACGGCAAGAGGAAUAUCCGUGACGUCAUGGAGUUGUCCAGUGUAAAACAGUAUCUCUAUGGCACAGGAUGCGUUGCUGGCGUCACAACUGAUGCAAGCUCCAAGUUAAGCAUUUAUCAAGCAAUGAAGAGAGGUUUCCUUACACCAGAAAUAGCCAUGAACCUCCUGGAAACACAAGCUGCCACUGGCUUCCUUGUAGAUCCAGUAAAGAACGAGACUCUUACUGUUGAUGAAGCUGUCCGUAAAGGUGUCGUGGGUCCUGAAAUCCACGAUAAACUAUUGUCAGCUGAAAGAGCAGUCACCGGCUACAAAGAUCCAUACAGCGGCAAAAUUAUUUCUCUCUUCCAGGCAAUGAAAAAGGAUCUUGUUCCAGAAGAUUAUGCUCUGAAAAUUUUAGAGGCCCAAAAUGCCACUGGUGGUAUCAUUGAUCCUGAAUUCCAGUUCCAUCUGCCAUCAGAUGUUGCCAUACAAAAAGGUUAUAUGAACAAGGAAACUAAUGAGAAACUGGCCGAAGAUGUAAAGGGCUUUGUUGACCCAGUCACAGAAGAGAAACUGUCUUAUGCAGAGCUGCUGAAGAGAUGCAAGUUAGAUGGUGGAUUGCGCCUCCUUUCUCUGGGAGACAAGAGGCUGACCUUCAAAGGUCUGAGAAAGCAGAUCACCAUGGAGGAGCUAAUCAGUUCACAAAUCAUUGACCAACAGACAGUGACUGAACUGAAUGAAGGUCUCAUUACAGUAGAAGAAGUCAGCAAAAGGCUGUCAAAGUACCUUGAGGGCACAAGCUCCAUCGCUGGUGUGUUCUUAGAAUCCACAAAGGAACGUCUGUCAAUUUACCAGGCCAUGAAGAAGAACAUGAUAAGACCUGGCACUGCAUUUGAGCUUCUUGAAGCACAGGCUGCCACAGGUUAUGUCAUUGAUCCAAUCAAAAACCUGAAACUGACUGUUAAUGAAGCAGUAAAAAUGGGAAUUGUAGGUCCAGAAUUCAAAGACAAGCUCCUGUCUGCAGAGCGUGCAGUGACAGGUUACAGGGACCCAUACUCAGGCAAAACCAUCUCCCUCUUCCAGGCCAUGAAAAAGGGACUCAUCUUGAAAGAUCAUGGUAUCCGUCUUUUGGAAGCCCAGAUUGCCACAGGUGGAAUCAUUGAUCCAGAGGAAAGUCACAGGUUGCCAGUUGAGGUGGCCUACAAACGUGGAUUCUUUGAUGAGGAAAUGAAUGAGAUCCUGACUGAUCCUUCUGAUGACACAAAGGGUUUCUUUGAUCCCAACACAGAGGAAAACCUGACCUACCUAGGGCUCAUGGACAGGUGCAUCAUGGACCCUGAUACAGGCCUGAUGCUCCUGCUACUGAAAGAUAAGAAGCGUGAAAGGAAGACUUCCUCCAAAUCUUCAGUGCGCAAACGUAGAGUUGUCAUUGUGGAUCCAGAGACAGGCAAAGAAAUGACAGUGUACGAGGCCUACAGGAAGGGACUCAUUGACCACCAGACCUACUUGGAACUUGCUGAACAAGAGUGUGAAUGGGAAGAGAUUACAAUGACCUCUUCCGACGGCACUGUCAAAUCCAUGAUUAUUGACAGGAGAUCAGGGAGACAGUAUGAUGUUGAUGAAGCGAUCUCACGUGGACUCAUUGACCAGAAGGCUCUUGAUUCAUAUCGAACUGGAAACCUGUCCAUUACAGAAUUCGCUGACAUGCUUUCAGGAAAUACUGGGGGCUUCCGUUCCCGAUCUUCCUCCUUUGGUUCCACCACUGGCUCCUCUUUCUCCUCUUCUAUGAGCCCUAUACCAUCUAUUAAAGCACCGGCUGUCAUCUGGAAUGAUCCAUCAGAGGUGACUGUCCCCAUAGCUGGCAUGUUGGACAUAGAUACACUGGAGAAAGUGUCUGUGACGGAGGCAAUACACCGAAACCUGUUAGACAAUAUCACAGGUCAGAGACUGUUGGAAGCCCAAGCCUGCACUGGAGGAAUAAUUGAUCCUACAACUGGAGAGAGGCUGUCAGUCGCUGAUGCCACAGAAAGAGGCCUUGUAGAUAAAAUCAUGGUUGAUCGCCUCACCCUUGCCCAAAAAGCAUUCAAUGGAUUUGAAGACCCUAGAACCAAAGUAAAGAUGUCUGCCUCCCAGGCUCUGAAAAAGGGCUGGUUAUAUUAUGAGGCUGGUCAGCGCUUCCUUGAGGUCCAGUACCUGACCGGUGGACUUAUCGAGCCUGAUGUUGAGGGCAGAGUAUCCAUCGAUGAAUCCAUCAAAAAGGGGACAAUUGAUGCCCGCACUGCGCAGAAGCUGAGAGAUGUCCACGCUUAUUCCAAAUACCUAACAUGUCCAAAAACCAAGCUGAAAAUCUCCUUCAAAGAUGCCAUGGACAAAAGUAUGGUUGAGGAAGGAACAGGUCUGAGGCUGCUGGAAGCGUCCUCACAGUCCACCAAAGGCCUUUACAGUCCCUACAACGCCAGUGGCCCAGGGUCAGCAUAUGGCUCCCGGUCUGGCUCAAGAACUGGAUCCCGAACUGGCUCAAGGAGAGGCAGCAUCGAUGCAGGCUCUAGCUUCAUGACCCUCUCAUCUUCCUCCUUUUCAUCUUCUUCUACUAGCUAUGGCCGCAGAUUUUGAUCAACACCUUUUAUGUCUAACUACUUGAGAGCCCAAAUUUAUAAUGCACUGAUAAGUUGCAUUUCCCACAGUAAAACAGUGACCUUGACAAAGUUGAUUUAAUUUAUUCAUCCCUGCAUGUGGUCAACAGUUGCAGUAUGUUUUUCCAAAUAUAGCUGACAGUUCUUUAGACAUUCUCACCAAGUAAUAUUAAACAUCGACUCAUUUUAUUUAGUGCUGAUUAAAUAUAUAUAUAUAUUUUUUCAAAAAAGGAUACAUUUUUUUGCCAGUUUAAAAUUACUAUAAUUUUUGUUUCACUUGUUGAAAAGUUGUGUACUUAAGGCUCCUGAUACUAAUAUAUAAUAUAUGUAUGUCAAGAUAUUUUUUCCAGUAUUUCUCUUUUCCUUUGACAUUCAAGAAUAUUUUCUAUUUUUAUUGUGGUUGACGGUAUACGUCCACAUAGUUCCAAUGUUUUUUAACAAAUCCUAAAAAUACCAUAGAUGCCUUCAAAUAUUUGAAUGUUUGUAUAGAGUAUGAAAAAAAAAGUUUUUUGUGUUGAUGUUUUCAUGUUUAUUAUUUCCUGGGUUUUUGCAGUACACAUCCAGGAUGAAUACACACUUGAGAGACACUAAAUAGUGUGUGACACACACUACAAAAAACACAGUAGUAAAGUGCCAGAUUUAUUACAGUGCAGUCUGUUAGUUACUUUCACGUCUUUAAUUGCUUUGUUCUUUCUGUUCACACGUACCAUAGAACUAUAUAUCAGUCUCUAUAUAUAGUUUUAUGUCUAUAUAAUUUUGCCUGAGUUUUUGUGCUUCUCCAUAAAUCAUUAUACGAGUGUUCCUGAGAAAUCCCAAGCUGAUGUCAGACCCUGCACACAGACCCCACCUCCUGUUAUUUUGCUUCUUUUGCCUCAGUCCUUUAGACAACAUCUGAGCACAGAUCCUCAGGUGGCCAGAGUGUAUGACCCCCUCAUCUUGGAUGGAUUUGUCAGUCAGCCCCAGUCUCACACAGUAACACAGAUCUGCCUUUGAGUAAAUCCAUUAUUUCCAUUGUCCAUCACAUUUGAGGGAAGCUGAGUCCACCUGACAUCACCUUGGGAUGCCUUUCUAGGAACACAUUUCAUUCAUAGCUUUUUUUCCCAUGCAUUUAACACACAGAUACUGACUAUUGUGUUGAUCAUUAAUAAAAUAAAAAAAAUAAAAAAUAAGCAGUGCCUUUUCUUUUUAACUGGUCUUAUCUCCACACUGAACCGGUGACUGUAACACUGACUGUUCAGCCGAAGCACAGAUGAAUUUAACUCACUUGAUGCACCAUGUUGCAUGUAUGUAAUUUGUGCAAUUAAAUUUUUUCUUUUGCAAACA
Cynoglossus semilaevis (tongue sole) is the source of this 25185-nucleotide messenger RNA. It is a transcript of the gene plecb, whose product is annotated as plectin b. The coding region runs from base 5729 to 23842 and encodes 6037 amino acids. The transcript is spliced from 36 exons. The record is from RefSeq and is a predicted model, not a curated record. Gene Ontology annotation, molecular function: ankyrin binding; structural constituent of muscle; structural constituent of cytoskeleton. Lineage: Eukaryota; Metazoa; Chordata; Actinopteri; Pleuronectiformes; Cynoglossidae. Gene Ontology annotation, cellular component: hemidesmosome; intermediate filament; perinuclear region of cytoplasm. Gene Ontology annotation, biological process: intermediate filament cytoskeleton organization; hemidesmosome assembly; wound healing.